Messenger RNA from Corvus hawaiiensis (hawaiian crow), 1833 nucleotides. It is a transcript of the gene DUS2, whose product is annotated as dihydrouridine synthase 2. The transcript is spliced from 16 exons. The record is from RefSeq and is a predicted model, not a curated record. Gene Ontology annotation, molecular function: tRNA dihydrouridine synthase activity; tRNA binding; flavin adenine dinucleotide binding. Gene Ontology annotation, cellular component: cytoplasm. NCBI's taxonomy places the organism in Eukaryota, Metazoa, Chordata, Aves, Passeriformes, Corvidae. Gene Ontology annotation, biological process: tRNA dihydrouridine synthesis. Bases 119 to 1591 code for a protein of 490 amino acids.
GCUCUCACGUGGGGCGGCGGCGCUGCCCGAUGACGCCUGAAAGAGGCGCUGGCCCCGGUUCUCCCCGCCUCGCGGAGCCGCUGCGGAGCCGCGCGAGGACGGUGGUACAGCAACAGGAAUGACGGUGAACACACCGCUGUGUUUUAGAGGAAAGAAGAUCCUGGCUCCAAUGGUGCGAGUGGGAACACUACCAAUGCGUCUGCUUGCUCUGGACUAUGGUGCCGAUAUCGUGUACUGUGAGGAGCUGAUUGACAUAAAGAUGCUGCAGUGUAAGAGGGUUAUAAAUGAAGUACUUGAAACAGUGGACUUCGUUGCACCUAAUGAAAGAGUUGUUUUCAGAACUUGUGAAAGGGAGAGGCAACAUGUAAUCUUCCAAAUGGGUUCAGCAGAUGCUGAAAGAGCCCUGGCAGUAGCUAAGCUUGUAGAGAGUGAUGUGGCUGGUAUUGAUAUCAACAUGGGAUGCCCAAAAGAAUAUUCUACUAAGGGAGGUAUGGGAGCAGCGCUGCUGUCUGAUCCUGACAAAAUAGAGUCUAUAUUGACCACCCUUGUUAAAGGAAUUUGUAAACCAGUUACCUGCAAAAUCCGCAUUUUGCCCUCAGUUGAGGAUACUGUGAAUCUGGUGAAGAGAAUAGAAAAAACUGGCAUUGCUGCCAUUGCAGUCCAUGGAAGGAAGAAGGAGGAGAGGCCUCAGCACCCUGUCCACUGUGAUGUGAUCAAGGCCAUAUCUGAAGCAGUCUCCAUUCCAGUAAUAGCAAAUGGAGGAUCUCAUGACUUCAUCAAAGAAUAUGCAGACAUUGAGACCUUCCAGAAAGCAACAGCUGCCUCAUCAGUCAUGAUUGCUCGUGCUGCCAUGUGGAACCCCUCUAUCUUCAGAAAAGAGGGGUUUUGCCCCUUGAAGGAUGUCAUGCAAGAUUACAUCAAAUAUGCAGUGAGAUAUGAUAAUCACUACACCAACACUAAAUACUGUCUGUGUCAGAUGUUAAGAGAACAGCUGGAAACUACUCAGGGUAAGAAGCUGCAUGCUGCACAGUCCACACAGGAGCUCUGUGAAGUCUUUGAAAUGGGUGACUUCUAUGAAGAAACAACAGCUAUUUUUGAAGCAAAGAAAACGUCUUUAGAAAGCAAGACACAAGAUGAAGAUGACCAAAUGGAAGAUCCAGAUGUAAUAAAAAUGGCUGUUAGAUUUGACAAGCGAGAAUAUCCACCACAGAUCACUCCAAAAAUGUAUCUUCUGGAAUGGUGUAGGAAAGAAAAGCAUCCUCAGCCUGUUUAUGAAACUGUUCAAAGACCACUGGAUAGAUUAUUCUGUUCAGUAGUGACAGUAGCUGAGCAAAAAUACCGAUCAACUCUGUGGGACAAGUCCAAGAAACUGGCAGAACAGGCUGCAGCUAUUGUCUGUCUGAGAACACUGGGUGUCCCAGAGGGAAAGCUCUGUGAGGGAGAAAAUCACCUGAUUAACAAACGCAAGAGGGAAGACCAGGAGCGCUUGAUUAACAGAGACCAUGGAGAAGAUCUUGCUGAGCCUUCCCAUAAAAAAGCCAAUUUUAUUGAAGAAACUUCUGACAUGAAUGUGCCGAAGAUGCCACGAUAGCAUGGAAGUUAGAGGUUUCGUGCCUAUGCAGCUACAAAUGAGCUCCUGUUUGUAUAUCUUGCUGUUCACAUUUCAUUUGGAUUUUCUCAGAGACAGAUAAAUUUCCCAGUUGUAAAAAAUGCCACUGAGAUGUUUACUGUUCACCACUCACUGUCCCUAUGGUGCCUUUCAGAUGAUAAUUAGGAACUUGAUUUUAAAGAACAUGGAGAAGAUAAUCCCAAAUAAUAAAUUUUUUUAAAAUA